Messenger RNA from Cylas formicarius (sweet potato weevil), 3310 nucleotides. Its product is annotated as importin-11. Lineage: Eukaryota; Metazoa; Arthropoda; Insecta; Coleoptera; Brentidae. Gene Ontology annotation, molecular function: small GTPase binding. The record is from RefSeq and is a predicted model, not a curated record. Gene Ontology annotation, cellular component: cytosol; nuclear envelope. Gene Ontology annotation, biological process: protein import into nucleus. The transcript is spliced from 8 exons. The coding region runs from base 214 to 3147 and encodes 977 amino acids.
ACAAAAGUCAAGCAAAAAUAUAUUAUUGACGAAACUCUAUCCCGUAUUUAUUUCCGCUAUAAACGAUAGCUGGCUAGCCGAAGCAAAACCUCAGUCAUGCGGUGUUAAAUAUCAUACGACGUAUUUAAAUGUUACACGCUUAACCUCACUUAGUGCCGACGUUUGCUUGGCGAUAUGGCAUUUCUCUGAUUCGAAGAUUUCGAGCUCCUAAUCAUGGAUUUGACUUCAACGCAUGCCGUUGUGUUAGACGUCCUCCAAAGGGCGUCCAGUCAAAACCCCGAAAUUUUGAAACCGGCCGAAACCAAGCUGAGAGAAUGGGAAACUCAGCCGGGGUUUUAUAGUAUUUUGUGCAACGUUAUAUCGAACCAUUCGUUGGAUGUGAACGUGAGGUGGAUUGCCGUGCUUUAUAUGAAAAACGGAAUUGAUAAGUACUGGAGGAAGAACGCUCCCAAUGGGAUAGCGGACGACGAGAAACAAGCGAUCCGACAAAAUUUACUAUCAGAUUUCGUAGAACCUAUUAACCAAAUAGCGGUGCAGAGGGCGGUGUUGAUAUCGAAAGUCGCUCGACUGGACUGCCCCAAAGACUGGCCCGAACUCUUUCCCACACUGCUACACGCGGUGGAAAGUUCCGACGCUGUCAUCCAGCACCGGGCGCUCCUAACCCUGCACCACGUGGUCAAAGCGAUCGCCUCAAAACGUCUGGCAGGGGAUAGGAAACAAUUUCAGGAUUUCACUAGUAAUAUAUUCGUCUAUAUUUUGAACUUGUGGAACAAUCUGACUCAGGGAUUCAUCGAGGGCAUCAUGCAAGGCGCGAACAGAGACGUGGUGGUGAUCAACUUGGAAAAAGCUUUGCUAACGUUGCGGAUCCUUAGAAAGUUGGCGGUUUUCGGGUAUUACAAACCGCAUUUGAGCCAAGACUGUAUGAACUUUUUGAAAAUGAUUUUCGAGAAAUGUAAAACCGUUUUGCACUGUCGCAAAGAAAUUUCGGGGAAGGGCCUCUACCCGGUCGAACUGUGCGAGAAAUUCGUAGUUCAUCUAACCAAAGUGCUGCUCUCGAUGUUAGACACGCAUCCCUUCUCUUACGUCAACCUCAUACAGCCGACGUUAGAGUUCACGGUGUUUUAUCUGUUCACGGACGAGGGAAUCACGUUUCUUUUCGAAAGAUUCGUGAUACAGUGUUUCAAUCUGAUAAAAAGUAUACUGCUGUGUGCCGAAUAUCGCGCCCCCAAAUUCGCUGAAAUGUCAAAGUCGCCGGAUACGUUGAAAGCUCAUUCGAUAAAACAGGCCUUUUUUCAACCCCAAACGAUCCAAGAUAUUACCAGGAAAUUGAUAGGACACUAUUUCAUAUUGACCCAGGACGAGUUGGAUAUGUGGGAUGCAGAUCCCGAAGGGUUUUCCAUCGACGAGAGCGGAGACAGUUGGAAAUACAGUCUUAGGCCGAGCAUGGACAACGUGUUCAUGACGAUAGUGCACGAAUACAAAGAGGUCGCGACCCCGGUCAUAGUGGACCUCAUCGCGGAAACGAACGUCAUCGUCUCGCCCGACGACCUGCCUCAGAUCCUGCGUAAAGACGCCAUCUACAACGCGGCAGGUCUGUGCGCGUGUGACUUAUACGACGAGGUCGACUUCGACGGCUGGUUCCAAAAUACCCUCGUGCAGGAGUUGAAAAUCAAACACAACAACUACAGGAUAAUCAGACGCCGCGUCAUAUCCCUGAUCGGUAACUGGACGGUUAUCAAAAUGUCGACCGAACUAAGGCCCAUCCUCUACGAGUGCGCCAUAGACCUUUUGAAGCCCGACGAGGACAUGGCGGUGAGACUGACGGCCGCCGCGACGCUCAGACACGCGAUAGACGACUUCGAAUUCAGCUGUGAUCAGUUUAAGGACUAUAUGUUCUCCAGCUUCACGUCGCUGUUCAAUUUGCUGAAAGAGGCGUCCGAAUGCGAGACAAAAAUGCAGACUUUGAACGUGAUGACGCUGCUGCUCGAGCGGAUGGGCAACAGCGUGCUGCCUCAUUCGGAAGCGCUCAUUCAGUAUUUGCCUCAUUUGUGGCAGGAAUCGGAAGAGCACAACAUGCUAAGGUGCGCGAUCGUCGCGACCCUCGUGCAACUGGUCAAGGCGAUGGGAGGGGUCCCGCAGGAACUGGCCCCGUUUCUGUUGCCCAUCAUCAGGCUGGGCACCGACACGAACCAGGGCGCGAUAGUGUACCUGCUAGAGGACUCGCUGGAUCUGUGGCUCGCCGUUUUGGAGUAUUCGCCGUCGAUGACGAACGAUUUUAUGCAAUUGUUCAACAAUAUGCCGACCCUUUUAGACUACUCGACGGAGAACCUUCGUGCCUGCCUGUACAUAUGCCUGGUCCACCUGCUGCUCGCGCCCGAACUAGUGAUGAGGAGUCAGGGUACCCAAAUCAUCACCGUGUGCGACAGCCUGAUGAGCGACUUGAAAAACGAAGGGGUCAUGAUGAUUAUGCGACUGAUCGACACUUUUAUCAGGGCGAUACCGGUGUUAGGCGCGGAAACUGUUCUGCCCAUUUUGCCUCGAAUACUAAAGAGAGUGUAUGCCGCCAACGAAUACCCUUUGGUUAUGUCGACGUUCCUAAGUAUCCUAUCAAGGGUGUUGCUGUCUUCCCACGAGGUGUUUAGCCGGGCGCUUUCCAAGCUGGCGGAAUUGCAAAACGAAAGUGACCAAGUGACCUUGUCGAAAGUUUUAGACUCUUGGCUCGAAAAAAUGCCCAACGUGGCGCAACCCGAUCAAAGGAAACUUUUAGCCCUGGCCUUGACGAACCUGUUGACCACACGAAGCAACACGGUCUUGGAAAGGUUCAAUCUCGUUAUGGUCAAUAUUACGGAAGCGUUGAACGAUAUCACCAAGACGGAGGACAACGGAACGACGGUCGAUUCCCUCGUUCUGGUCGAGGGGCAGAGCCCGAGCCAUUUCGAGGACGAGCUCACGUACUACGACACCGACCACAACCAGAGAAAGAAACAGUUGAUUUUGUCGGAUCCCGUGCACACUAUCGUCUUGAAGGAUUAUUUGCAGUCGCAGAUAUUCGAAUUGAAGAGCCAAAUGGGACCCCAUUACGAGCAAUUGAUGAAUACGCUGGACGGCGACGUCAUAUUGCAGCUAAAAGAUUACAUAACGUUUUAGAAGAUUUUAGAGAAGAGACCUUUUCUUUUUUUUAAUUUGUUAUAUUUUUGUAUUAUGUAUUAUGUUGAUUACGAUGUGAUGUUUUAAAUGAAUAAUUAUGAAUGCGUUUUAAAUUAUUUAAUUUAGGAGCUAUACCUACGGAUAAAUACGAAAAAUACGUUAA